Molecule: messenger RNA, 2063 nt
Organism: Periophthalmus magnuspinnatus
Lineage: Eukaryota; Metazoa; Chordata; Actinopteri; Gobiiformes; Gobiidae
Product: G-protein coupled receptor 151
Exons: 1
Coding region: 247-1431 (394 amino acids)
Biological process (GO): G protein-coupled receptor signaling pathway
Cellular component (GO): membrane
Molecular function (GO): G protein-coupled receptor activity
Source: RefSeq, a predicted model, not a curated record
GCCUGUGACGCUGCUUUCACAUUUGGGCUGCUGCCUGGAGCCAUACCACUAAAAUGACGUGAGUGCCUGACGACGCUAAAUGGCAGCACUUGAAAUAGCCCACCUGCCAGUCUACGCUCCCAUUUGCGCGCGUCCUCCCAGCCACAUCCGCUACGCACGAGAGCAUUUCAGCACCAGGACAGCUCCCGUUGUCUUGCAAACAUUAACCCAAAAAAGUGGAGAGCAGACUGAACUUUUGGACAGAAGAUGGACAUCGAGCGGCCCUCUAACGUGACUCUUUUUGAUUUCGUGGGGGGGCUGCAGUUGCUCCGAAACAGUAACAUUAGGACCGCCAUCCCCGUGGUCCUGAUCGGGGUGUGCGUCUGUGGAGCUCUGUGUAACCUCCUGGUGCUGCUGGUUUUCAUCCGUGACUUCAGAAAAGGAAGAGGCUCAGAAGUAAAGGCGCUCCUCGCUUCUCUCGCGUCCACAGACUUGCUCAUCUUGUUACUGUGCGCUCCAGUGCGCGCCGUCACCUACUAUAAACAGAUAUGGACUUUGGGUAGCUUCGUGUGCAAGACCACGGAUUGGUUUCAGCACUCGUGUAUAGUUGCCAAAACUCUCAUUUUAGCCGCGACAACCAGAUCAAAACAUACUUUUAUGGGGGAAGAAGAGGAUGGCUUCCAAAAUGCUACCUGGAUCCACGGAGCUCUUGUGUUCGUUUGGCUCGUCGCUGUGUUGUUUUCUCUACCACAGUUGCUGUUCGCUACUCUGGUGCCAUACAGUUUGGACGAGGUCAUUUGCGUCUCAGAGAUGCCCGUGUGCGCUUCUGAGUUUAUGAGUCUCUUCUACAAGAUCUACCCAACUGCGGUGUUUGUGGUGCCAGUCAUCUUUACGCUCGCAUACUACACCAAAACGCUCCACGGUGCGGUCAAUAACGCACCAAAUCCACGACACCAGAGUAAAGUUACACUUGUUUUGUUGUGUCUGAGUGGCGCGCUGGGACUCAUGCUUUUACCAGAGUGGGGGACUUUCACCUGGAUACGACUCGGUUUCAACAGACCGCCCGUGGGGUUGUUAAUCUUCGCCGAUGUUUUAUUUUACACCUGCAGUUCGGUCUUUCCCGUGCUCCUUAUGACAAUGUACGACGACGUGCGCCAGGGACUCGUAUCGUUUUGGUACAUAGCUACCUGCAGACCACGCAAACAUGCACCAACAACUGUGUGCAAGUUGUGCGUAAAACCAGAUGGAAAUGGCGCAGAGGCGUGUUCUAAUGAAGUGUCCUCCAACGCCAAAGAUAAAACCUUCCCAGACUUGGAACACUUUUGGACAGGACGCAGAAAUACUCACGUAGAAGAUGAGCAUGACCCAGUACCGUGGGAAAAAGACGAGAAAAUGCUGCAGAUGGCAGUGGAGUCUAAUCAAACUGGCUCAAGACAACAGGAGUGCGCGUAAAGUUGGCGACAUCUGAAUGUAAAGUGACAAGUUACUGGCAGUGGCGAAUCUCUAAAAGCUUGUUACGUGAAAGUGAACUUAAAAUGUGAACUAUUACAGUUAGUUCUAAGAUGGUUCAUUGUAAUUGGACAAUACCCAUUCAUCUCUGUAAGUGGGACUCUGGGAUUUACUAUUGAGGUGUGUUGUAUUAUAGCUGUGCUAUGGACUUUAUGUUUUGAUGGUUCAGACUGUGCAGUUGUGUCCAUAAAUGAUAUAUGAAAUGUAGAUUACCACCUCAAUCUCCAUAUAUUAUGACAUAACAUCACAAAAGAUAAACAAAAUAAAGUAAAAUUUUAAAAUGACCUAGCUGCUGAAUAAGUUGAAACCACAUGUGACCUUAACAGGCAUAAGACAAUGAGAUUUACUUUUAAUGUUCCCAAAAUCAAAAGCCAUGAAAAAUGGAGUUGUGACCAUUUUGAUCAGUUCUGUGUAAUCUAAGGGAGAACAAUGUGAUUCCAUGGCUUUAAUGGCUUUUAUAUUGUGUUUUGAAAGGCGUAGCUGUCGUGAUUUGGUGUAACAUAUUUGUACACUUGUAAAUGUCCAUGUUUUCAUGUAUUUUUACCUGAACCCUUUGCUAUAGUCUUUAAUAUAAA